GGCAGGAAGUUAUCGUCAGAAGCGUCCUCAACCUCAGAAUCUGAAAGCCGUUUUGCUGUUUUAUCGCAGUGAAUGGUUCCCAAUCUCUCCUCUUUCAUUCAUACCUACUGCCCAGAAAACCAAAAAUCUCUCAUCUAAGAGUUUCACAAGGUUACGAAAACUUCCAUCAAACCCGUCAACAACAUGGCUUUUCAAGAUACAGAUGAGAGUAAACUCCCCAUGCUCAAUGAGGAGGAAGAUGGAGAUUCUAUUUCCUUUGCUACUUCACCACAACCGCAAAUUCGGCAUAAGACCUGUUCUAUACUCCUCAUCGGCCUCGCUUCGAGCGUCCUGCUUGUUCUCUCAGUUGUUUGGGCUUUCCAGUCCAUCGUUCUACCUACUCAUAUCAAUACUCAACAAAUCCUCAAAAAUCCCUGCGGAAACUCAUCCAGUGAAGCUAGAGCCCGAGGAUGUCAUUUCGACGUGCUUUCGUUCUGCUGGGUCCCAGAUGAGUGCUUCGAUCGAGAACUGACAGAAAAGUUCCGCAAAGCCGGGCCGUGGGUGUUCUACACCGAUCAGAACAAGACUGCAUCAGUCACUGAAGACCAAUUCGGCUCCGACACACAACCUGUUUACCUCACCAAUAAACUGCAUAAGACUCAUUGUGCCUACAACAUUCUCAGAUUCCACAAAGCACUGACCGAAGGCCGAAUGGUUCAUAAAGAAGAUGUCUUGACUCACACAGAACACUGUUCACAAGUCUUGACGAGAAUCAAUGACCCGGAUGACAUUGAGGUUAGGGCAAAGAUUCAAUAUCCAGAUUGCGGUCACUUCUCGAAGGACUUUCCGGGGAAAGCAAAGGAUGAUGCACAUAGCCACCAUCAUGGACACUCGAAAAUGGAACAGGGCUCUGUAAUUUCUUAGAUAGCUUCACGGGAUACCUAUGGAUAUAGUUGUUAAGAAAUCCUUGCUAUCAGCACGCUGUAACUCAUACCUAUAACUGCUCUUUGCUAUCAAUUUGGACCUUUGCUGUGCCGUCUUUUCUAGGAGAUGAAAAGGGAUAUUGUACAUAUUCAUCAUGUAGUAUGGAAAAUUGAAAAUAGCUGUUCUUUCCUA
This is a messenger RNA of Botrytis cinerea B05.10, 1095 nucleotides long. RefSeq lists its product as hypothetical. NCBI's taxonomy places the organism in Eukaryota, Fungi, Ascomycota, Leotiomycetes, Helotiales, Sclerotiniaceae. The transcript has a single exon. The record is from RefSeq and is a predicted model, not a curated record. Bases 184 to 903 code for a protein of 239 amino acids.